AUGGACGACGAAACACUACGAAGGUUUGCGAACCAGAUCAGAAAGACAGCUUCUGGAGGACCUCGACCGCCUGCAGGAUUUUUUGCUGGGACAGGCCUCCUUGUCGCCCUCGUCGCAGGUGGAUUCGCGCUGAACGCCAGUUUGUUCAACGUCGAUGGUGGUCACAGAGCGAUCAAAUACACUCGGUUACAUGGUCUUACAGACGAGAUCUACCCGGAAGGGACUCAUUUGAUGAUUCCAUGGUUUGAGAAGCCGAUUCUCUUUGACAUCCGUGCAAAGCCGCGAAGCAUCCCCAGUUUGACGGGCACAAAAGACUUGCAAAUGGUCAACAUCACUUGUCGUGUUCUCUCACGCCCUUCAAUACAAGAUCUACCCAAAAUAUAUCGACAGCUUGGCAACGAUUAUGACGAGAGGGUAUUGCCUUCCAUUGUCAAUGAAGUUUUGAAGAGUGUCGUCGCCCAAUUCAACGCUAGUCAGCUAAUUACCCAGCGAGAAAAUGUUUCUCGACUUGUGCGAGAGCAUCUAACAGAACGCGCGACCAAGUUCAAUCUUAUCCUUGACGAUGUUUCCAUCACACAUGUAGCAUUCUCUCCUGAAUUCACGCAUGCUGUGGAAGCUAAGCAGGUUGCGCAACAAACUGCAUUGAGAGCAGCUUUCCAGGUCGACCAAGCCGUCCAAGAAAAAGAAUCCAUCAUUGUUCGAGCCAGCGGAGAGGCUAAGAGUGCCGAGCUCCUUGGAGAAGCCAUGCGACAGAAUAAGGGUUUCCUCGAGCUUCUCAUUGCAGAGCUGUUAGCGUCGUCUGGAAACAGGGUGCUGUUGGAUUCCAAGUCACUCCUCCUCAACGUGACUGAGGACACGAGGGACUUGAUGUCACCAAAGAAGUAA
This is a messenger RNA of Desarmillaria tabescens, 885 nucleotides long. Its product is annotated as band 7 family-domain-containing protein. Gene Ontology annotation, cellular component: membrane; mitochondrion. Lineage: Eukaryota; Fungi; Basidiomycota; Agaricomycetes; Agaricales; Physalacriaceae. The coding region runs from base 1 to 885 and encodes 294 amino acids. The transcript has 10 exons. The record is from RefSeq and is a predicted model, not a curated record. Gene Ontology annotation, biological process: mitochondrion organization.